Physella acuta is the source of this 3618-nucleotide messenger RNA. Its product is annotated as acyl-CoA:lysophosphatidylglycerol acyltransferase 1. Gene Ontology annotation, molecular function: acyltransferase activity. Gene Ontology annotation, biological process: phosphatidylinositol acyl-chain remodeling. Gene Ontology annotation, cellular component: endoplasmic reticulum; endomembrane system. The record is from RefSeq and is a predicted model, not a curated record. NCBI's taxonomy places the organism in Eukaryota, Metazoa, Mollusca, Gastropoda, Physidae.
AUUUAGCGAAACCUACUUGUUGCAUCUAACUUACAGCUGACAACAAAACACAUCAUUAAAGCUACACUGUAUUACAGAUCAACAAGCCUUAUCUAAAAAUGUUGAAUACUGUGUAUAAAUACACUAGCUAUACUUGGAGAUUUAUAUUUUUUGUGUUGUCCAACUUGUAUGCACUACCUUGCUAUGUAAUUUGGAUGCUGCUUUUGACUCCUGUCAGAAUGAUAGCACCCAAUAUCUACUGGAAAAUUGAAGCUUUUAUGUUCAGGAUGUUGCAGUGCAUGGUUGUCACAUGGGUGGAUACCAAUGGUUAUAGAGUUGUCCAGUGUGGGGAUGACAUAGGUCAACUCCAUGAUAAAGAAACCAUUCUCCUGUGCAAUCACCAGUCCACUGCAGACACUCCUAUUGUCAUGCUGACAACCUAUGGUAAAGGAAUGGCCACUGGAAACAUGUUGUGGAUUAUGUUUAUCCUUUUCAAGUACACAAAUUUCGGUCUAGUUUCUUGCAUUAGAAAAGACUUUUUUAUUGAUCAAGGAAAAUCAGUCCGUGAUCUACAGCUAGUGAAAUUAAAAGAACAUAUAAUUAAUGCUUACCUCCCCUUGAAAAGAAAAUGGAUCAUGGUAUUUCCAGAAGGAGGUUUUUUAUACAAAAGAUUAGAAGCAAGUCAAGAGUAUGCACGCAAAUAUGGCCACCCUGUUCUCAAACAUACAACACUUCCACGCAUUGGCGCCAUGAAAACUAUUCUAGAUGCUGUAGGAGAACCGUAUGAACCAGUGAAUACCUCUGAUGAAAUUGAUAACUGUGAAAUAGAAGAUUCCUCUAGACCACUAAAAUGGGUUGUGGACAUGACCAUUGCUUACAAGGAUGGCAAACCUUUAGAUAUGUUUGGAAUGUGUGUUGGUUAUAAUCCUAGGAAUGAUGUUCUGGUCCACUACAGAGCAUUUCGAGCCAGAGAUAUUCCAAGAGAUGACGCAAGUUUGACCAGCUGGCUGUAUGAGAGAUAUGUUGAGAAGGAUAAAAUGUUGGACCACUAUUACACUACAGGGGAACUACCAGAAGAGAUCUUACAGAGGACUGGCUUGUUGCCUAAGUUGCAGAAAUCCUACCUGCGAUUUGAUAUAGUAGAGCAAAUCUUGAUACAUACUUUUUUUGUACUCUCUUGUUAUGUUCAUUACAUUUUUAUUAUCAAGCCAAUUUGGGGGAUUUUUGCUUACUUCCUGAGCUUUAUUUUUUAAAGUUAUAUAAGUAUAGUUCAGCAGCUAGGUAGUUUAAAAACAACAAGGAAAGUAGCUAGUUUUUAGUCUGCUUAUUAAAACUGUACCAUUUUUUAAAUUUUAGAAACAAACUUUUCAAAUGACAAUCUAAAUUACAAAAUUUGCCACCCCCAUCCUGGCUGGUUGGGUUUUUUACUCACAUUUUGAAGGCCAUUGAUAAUACAUAGAUUUUUUUAAUUUAGAAUUUUCCAACUGAAAUGUUUUAAAACCCACACAAUUCUAGACUACUACAAUUUAGAUCUCUUAAAAAAUUAUAUAUCUGGCAUUACUGUUUAUUGGUUAAGUUUAUAUUUGCAUGAAUAUGCUUACCAAUUUGAAUACAAUAAUGUGUACUUAGUCUUGUAAUUUUCAUCCAUAAAAUCCAUUUAAUUCACAUUUGAUGUACCUUGCCAGGCUUUUAUUUUAGCUAUAACACUAUGUAGACAUGUCACAUCUUAAAUCUACAAAUGUGUAUAAUAGAACCUGAUUCCAUUUUUUUUUCUUACUUGAAUUGCUCAAAAAUAAAUAGUUGUUUGAUUAUAUGCCUCCAGUCUAAAGACAUUUCACUUUUUAUGAAACCAUUAAUUUUUGUUUACUAAGAUAACGCUGUUGGUAGUAAUCAAGGUUAGAGUUGGUGUUGUAGAUAAGCUUAAUGGACUGGUUAUUGUAUCUUACUUCAUCAAAUUGUAGAAAGUGUUAAAUGCUUGAAGAAGUGGUAACAAUUCUCAUUAUAAUAAAUCUUCCUUUUUAAAAACAAAAAUGAAACCAAUGUUUUUUAAACCAACAUUUUAAAAUUCUGUUUUAUUGAACUGUGUUUGUUAAAAGCCAACCGCUAAAGUUGUCUUUAAUCCCAAAGCUGCCAUAUCAUUAAUUCAAUACCUAGUGGAGUACACCUGCUAAACAGCUUUCCUGACCACAUAUCUCACAACCUCUUAUUUGUGUGCUUAAACAUUUUAUGAUACUUAGCUCUGAACAUUUAUUAAAAUCUAUAUUAAUACAAAAUAUGUUUUUCAUGUGUGUUUUACUAACAUUUGACUUGUUCAUACCACCUAUUUCAUUACAGCAAUUGGCUUCACUUCUUCUGUUUUAAAUAUGUGGAAAGACUGAAUGAAAAUCUAGUUAUCUAAUCUAGGCCUUAUGGUUACUGCAUUUUUCUCUCUGCUGUUAUUAUAUAUGUAUAAUAUGUUCUAAUAAUUAUUUAAUAUAAUUUUAGAUUUUGUUCAUUAAAUUAAAUCCCAUCCAAACCACCCAUCUAGUAAAAAAAGAAACAAUGUUUUUACAAACUUUGCCACAAUCAGCGUACAUUACAUGUAAUCUCUCAAGCCUUCCUUCCUUUUACCAUUAUUUGUCUUCUAUAUUACUAUCAAUUUUCUUUGGCUGAAGACAGUUUUUCAGUAAAUUUGUGUGCCAGAUUUAAAUUCUGUUUUAAAAUUUUGAAUUCAUUUUGCUACAUUUGCUUGACUGCCAAAUUAAAUUAUUUUAUUUUAAUUAUAUUUCUUCUCAAUUUUUCAGAUAUUAUUACGUUAGUUUUCAUUUGCUUGAUAUUUGAACCUUUUAAAAUGUUUAAUCUGAUGCUUAUCGUUUAUACUUUCAAUUGGUCUGAUAAUUUUUACUUGCACUGUCUGAUAUUUUUAUGAAUUAAAUUAUAUUUAUUUCAGUUUUGCGUUUCACUGUAUUUGUUAGUUUUUUUUAUGUUGAGAAUAAGUUAAUACAACCUAAAAAUUUAAGAUGGGACUACUAGUGAAUGGUGUUUAUUUAUAAUUGACUUGCUUUAGCUUAAAUAUAAUUAACCAGUAGUAUUAUGUUUGUUUAAUAAAAGAAUAACAUGCUAUUACUCAGAAGGGAGUGUAUUUUCAGCCAUGUAUUGUAUCUAUAUUAGAAAUAGGGUUGCACUACCUAAAGUGAUGAAAUUUUAUUGGAACACUAAAUUUUUUUUUAUUUAAAAUUUUUAAUUUCUGCAUUUUUUACGACUACAUUUUAAUUAGCAUUGCAUUAAGUAAAAUGUUUUCUUACCUCACAGCAUUUGAAAUUACUUUAAAAAUAUUUUUGUUUGGUAUAAUAAUUUCAAUGGAUCCAUUUGUUUAAAUAAUAGUUUAACUAUAAAAAUGUAUAUGAAUCAUCCAAUUAUUUAAAAAAGUGUAAUAAUUUUUUUUUAGCUUUUGGUACUAUUCCUUGUUUUAACAUAAUAUAAUAUUUAGUAAAAUAUGUGUUUAUUUUUGUAUAUUUUUAAUACAAAGAUGAUUAUGUAAUUAAUAUAUAUAUUUUAAAAAUUAGAUUGUGAUACUGGCUUUUUCUGUUUUAAUUAUUCCAUCAUUAGAUAAAAUAUGCAGCACUGAUUAUUAAUUAUUAAUUAAAAGAAAAAAGAUAA